CGCGCUCUCGAUUGCAGAACGCGCAACAAGCGGACCAGCGGAUGGAGAGAGAGAAGAAGAGACACGGACGGAUGCAAGGCGAGGCCAGGAACGGGAAACUGUAUCUCUCCUGACCGUCCAGCUGUUGUCUUUUCCUUCCCCCCUUUACCCCCAGUAUUAUUUUAUGACGCGAUUCUUGCUUUUCCCCCCUAUUUUUUAAAAAGCCUGACAUUUCUCCAUAUCCGUCCUGAUGUGCCGCUGCACCCCAUCACGAUUCUUCAAGGAUAUGCAAAGCGGCUGUUAUCACGUCGACGUUAUUUUCCAUUAAAUGCAAGGAUGUACCUAAUGAACGGCAUCGGAGGCGUACGAUCAACAAUGACAAACGACAGCUGAGCUCGGCGAGCCGUAGAAAUCGACGGAGGGGCUCAGAGCAGUCGAGGUUUGUGCGUUAAUUUGCGCCUAAUUAUUGUUUUCGUGUGUGCCCGUUUAUUUCCCUCCCUUCAUCCAUCGGGGCUAUAAGGCCUAUAGCCCGCAUCAUUUCUGGGCAUGAAACCCGUGGGAAUUAUGAUACCAACGUGACGCACAGUCACACAGCACAGCGGGGAAGACAUCGAGCCUCUACAGGACGGAGGGAGGGUGUGAGGUCCAGCAGAGCAAAACCCUGCCUCUCGCACUGCUCACAGGCGGAGGACGCCCAGUUGUUGCUGGACAAAUCGCGCUAAUGACUGUCGUAUAGCCCAGCAGGUCUCGCCCUCCACUAAUUCCCCAUUGAAUAUUUAAUUUUUUUUGAAUGCAUCGGGCGCAGCGGAGCGGGAGAAAGGGAGGAGAGUACAGUGGGUGAGGGCGCGGAGAGACGGGAUGCGGGAGACGCAGUGAGCGAGGAGGAGGAGGAGGACGAGGGAAACCGGAGGAUUGACGGCUCUCCUAGCGCUGUGGUGGUGUGACGUCCUAACUCUUCCUGCCCAGCAUGGCUGUGUCACUGUGGUUCGUGGGCGUGCUCACUCUGGCUCACGUUGCGCCCUCUGGCCAAGCCAUGUCCCGGGCCGCUAUGCCAUUCGGCCUGCUACGCAGGGAGCUGGCAUGUGAGGGUUACCCCAUAGAGCUGCGUUGCCCAGGGAGUGAUGUGGUUAUGGUGGAGACUGCCAAUUACGGACGCACCGAUGACAAGAUCUGUGAUGCAGACCCCUUCCAGAUGGAGAACACACAGUGUUACCUCCCUGACGCACUAAAGAUCAUGUCACAGAGGUGUAACAACAGAACUCAGUGUGUGGUGGUUGCAGGGGUUGACGUCUUCCCAGACCCCUGUCCUGGAACAUACAAGUACUUGGAGAUCCAGUAUGAGUGUGUCCCUUACAAAGUGGACCAAAAAGUUUUCGUGUGUCCUGGCUCACUGCUCAGCAUCCAGCCACCCUCCUCGCUCUUAGAGGUGGAGCAUCAAUCAGGGGCCUGGUGUAAAGACCCCCUGCAAGCUGGUGACAGGCUGUAUGUCAUGCCGUGGACACCCUAUAGAACAGAGGUGCUGUAUGAGUACGCCUCUUGGGAUGACUAUCGGCAAAACAGAGUCACCACAACCUAUAAGUUGCCCAGCCGUGUGGAUGGUACAGGCUUUGUGGUGUAUGACGGUGCCGUAUUUUACAACAAGGAGCGAACACGCAACCUUGUGAAAUACGACCUACGCACCCGUAUCAAGAGCGGGGAGGCAGUGGUGGUCAAUGCUAACUACCACGAUACCUCGCCUUACCGCUGGGGAGGGAAGUCGGACAUCGAUCUGGCAGUGGAUGAGAACGGCCUUUGGGUUAUUUACUCUACUGAAGCCAAUAAUGGACGCAUCGUGGUCAGCCAGGUGAACCCCUACACUCUGCGCUUUGAGGGUACCUGGGCAACUGGCUUUGACAAACGUGGAGCUAGCAACGCCUUCAUGGCCUGCGGCGUGCUCUACGCCGUGCGCUCUGUCUUCCAGGAUGAUGAGGGGCAGGCAGAUGGCCGAGCCAGCAGCAACAUGGUGGUUUAUGCCUACGAUACCAGUCGUGGGCAGGAGCUUCCCGUUCAGAUACCAUUCCCAAACCCUUACCAGUACAUCUCCUCCAUAGAUUACAACCCCAGAGACAACCAGCUGUAUGUGUGGAAUAACUACCAUGUACUGAGAUACCCUCUACAGUUCACACCACCACCACCUACUAAAGGGCCCUUGUCCUCUCUGAUGACGACUGUCCGGUCAUACACAGCCACAGUUGCUCUGACUCCAGUCCGGCCAUCAGCGUCCCAUCCAAUUGGUGUCAUCAACAGAGGGCCUUUUGACCAGCGGCCGAUCACAGCCAUGGUCCCUCUGACCCCACGCCCUCCUCUGCGUGUCCCCUUGGCCCCCGGGGGACUGGGUCAGGUGGGAGGAUGUGAGGGUCGGGUGGCACGAGGGGUGCAGUGGCCCCCUACCCUAAAGGGGGAGACCGUGGAAAGGCCCUGCCCUAAGGGGUCUUUGGGUAUAGCCUCCUAUCAAUGCAUGUCGUCUCCAGUGGGCUGGAACUCCAGAGGCCCUGACCUUUCCAACUGCACCUCUCCCUGGGUCAGCCAAAUUGCACAGAAGAUUAAGAGUGGAGAGAAUGCAGCCAACAUCGCCGGGGAGUUGGUCAACCUGACCCGGGGGCGGAUCUAUGCCGGUGAUGUCAGCAUGUCCGUCAAGCUAAUUGAACAGCUGCUCGAGAUACUGGACGCUCAGCUCCAGGCCUUGAGACCAGCCAAUAAAGAGUCAGCAGCACGCAAUUACAACAAGCUGCAGAAGAGAGAACGCACAUGCAAAGCUUAUGUUCAGGCCGUUGUUCAGACAGUUGACAACUUGCUCGGUCCUGAAGCUCUCGUGUCCUGGGCUGACAUGAGCAAUGCUGACCAGUCACGCUCUGCGUCACUGCUAUUAGACGCAGUAGAAAAAGGGGCGUUUCUCUUGGCUAAUAACCUUUAUGAAGCACGUUUCAGUGACAGGGCACCAAAUGUUGAUCUGGAGGUGUACGUGUUAAAUACAGAGGCGGACAUACAGGACUUGAAGUUCCCUGACACUUAUGACAGCGACAGCAUCCUACAGAUGUCAGCACUGGCCCUGCAACAGUACAGCAACAACGGCCAGGUGAAAUUAGUCCUUUCCCUCUACAAGAACCUGGGCUCCUUCCUGACAACUCAGAACUCGACCCUGCGGCUUGGACUGGGGCUGGGCCAGAGCUCAGAGGUCAGGCAUAAGAGCCUGGUGGUGAACUCUCAUGUCAUCUCUGCAUCUGUGCACAGAGGAUCCAGCAGAGUGUAUCUCACCGAGCCAGUGAUCUUCACUCUUAGGCACCUGCAGCUGGAGAACCACUUUGGUCCCAAUUGCUCUUUUUGGAACGCAUCAGGGGUUUCUGGGAAUGGCAGGUGGUCUACACAGGGCUGCCGCCUGUUACACACAAACAACACACACACUACUUGCGCCUGCAACCAUCUGUCCAGCUAUGCUGUCCUCAUGACAUACCAGCAACCUGCUUUCGGAGCUGGUGUGGAAGAGCUUUUUGUCUAUGUGGUUUCCUGGGUUGGCAUCUCCGUAGCAUUGGUGUGCUUGGCGACCUGCCUUACCACACUCUGCUGCCAGGGGGCGCCCUGGCAUACAGACCACAGCACCAUUCACUGUAACCUGUGGGCUAACCUGCUCAUCACUGAAGUUCUUUUCCUUGUUGGUGCCAACAAGACUCAGUACACUGUUCUGUGCUCCAUCACCGCCGGCCUGCUGCACUUUUCGCUGCUCUCUGUGUUUUGUUGGUUGUGUCUGGAGGGAGUGGAACUGUACCUGCUCCAGCGGGAGGUGUUCGAGGGCCGGAACUCCAGGAGGAAGUAUUUCUACCUGUGUGGAUACUCUGUUCCUGGGCUGGUGGUGGCCGUGUCCGCAGCCAUCGACUUUAGAGGCUACGGCUCGAAAACUGCAUGCUGGCUACGCACAGACAAUUACUUUAUCUGGAGUUUCCUUGGACCUGUUGCUGUCAUCAUUACGUUAAACCUCAUUGUGUUGGUGAUGACCUUACAUAAGAUGCACAGUACCGCUGCUUUGAAGCCAGACUCCAGUCGCCAUGACAACCUGAGGGCAUGGGCAGUUGGCUCCCUGACACUGCUCUUCCUGCAGAGUGUCACUUGGUCUUCAGGCCUCAUGUUCCUAUCUGCUCCAUCUCUCCUCCUGGCUUACCUCUUCUCGUCCCUCAAUACUGCCCAGGCUCUUCUUAUCAGCAUACUGCACUGCAGCCUCACCAGGAAGGGUCAGAAGGAUUAUGGCCGUUGCCUGCGUCUUUCGCAGUGCUGCGCAACUUCCUCGUCCAGCUCUCCAGACUCGGUUAAGGGUGCCGCCCUUAGAUCCAACAGCCGCUACACCAGCAGCCAGAGUCGCAGGGCCACGGCUAACAGACAGAGUCGUAUCAGAAGGAUGUGGAAUGACACAGUUCGCAGGCAGACUGAGUCGUCUUUCAUUGCAGCGGAUGUUAAUAAUACACCUACUCUUAACCGAGCUGCUUUGGGGAACCAUUUUCUUACUAACCAAGUGCUGCAGACUCAUGCUGGAGCCUCUCCAUAUGACACAGUGCUGGCCCAGGGAUAUAAUCAACCCUUUACCUCCACAGUAGGAACCUUCAGAAACAAGCAGAAGGGUGGCGUUUCACAAAGCCAGGAGUCUUGUGGGUUGGACAGUGUGUGUCUCAAUGGAGGCUACACCCCCAACACCUUCACCCUGCACGGUUUAGGGACGACUCCUGGGUCCCGAGCUGGAGUAGUGGGCAGCACUGACCUUCUGAGGGAAGGAGGAGUUGGUAUGGGAGGGGACGACAUCUCCCCAGGGCUCCUGACACCGCACGGGGGAGCAGAUCUGAGCGGUGGUGCUGGGAUACGUCGUAAUCUGUCUGACGCAGCGGCACUAGAGAAGAUGAUUAUUUCAGAGCUGGUACAGAGCAACCUGAGGCCUUCAGUUCCCAUGCCUGUUCCUCCUGAGCGCUACGGCAGCCUGGCGAGGCCGCACCACCACGACAGGCCGGCUCUCACUCACACUGCCACUUUAACUCGACACGCACAGCCGCCACAAGAGGGAUGGGCUACCUCCUUGCAGCCAAGCACACGGCAUAACGCACAAGAGGGCUGGUCACAAACAAGGCACCUCACACAAGACACUGAGACACAUUCCACGACACGUGGACAAGAUCAUACCACAACGCCUCGCUUACAAGACGGCUGGUCACACGCUCGCAUUUCUGGUGAUUCUGAGUCCCGUGAGCUGCUUAAAGAUGGGGACCGCUCACAGCUACAAGGUACUCUGGGACGCCGCGGGCUUCAGGAAAGACAGCAAGCACGUCCCCCCGAUGUUCAAGCACGACCUUAUUCCACUCUCAGCCGCACGCCUGGUACUCUGUCCCGCCACCGCAGCACAGCAGAGUCAAGUGGAGGGACGGACAGAGACAGGGAGAAAGAAAGGGAGCGAGACCGGGAUCGUUAUCGGGACAGGCCCCUCCCACCUCCUCCUCCGCCUCCACCACAGGACUCAGAGCCCCUGUACAAGGCCCUGGAGGAGCCACUGCUGAUGAAACAGAGGGAGGCAGGUGUAGAAACAUGGAGAGGCGGCCAGGACAGAGAGAAGGAUGAGACGUUUCUAUUAAAAAGAGAUGGAAUGAUGGAUGAUUGGAGGAGUGGAGGAGAGAUGGGGAGAGAUGAAUCUUUUACCUCUCAGAAGAGAGAUGGAGAGAUGGACAAAUGGAGAGGCGGGAUUGAGAGAGGGAGGGAGGAGUCUCAUAUGCUGGAGAGGAGAGAUGGAAGGAUGGAGGUGUGGCGAGGAGCGGAGACAGAGCGGGAAGAGACUUUUAUAACUCAAAAGAAAGAUUUUGGGAUGGAUGGAUGGAGAGGUGGAAUAGAGAGAGAGAAAGACGAAUCCCUAUUUUUAAAGGACAGAGAUGGUUGGAGAGCAGGGAUCGAACGAGAAAACGAGAAACAGAAGGACAGAGCGCUUGACGUGUGGAGAGGAGGGAUGGAUGUAGACAGGGAGGAAUCCUUCCUGUUUGAGAGCAAAGAUGGAGGUCCAGAUGGGAGGAAAAGAGGGAAAGACAGAGGGUCUCUUCGGUAUGGUGAGCGAGAAGAUUCUGACAGCUUCUCUCUGCCUUUGACCCCAGAUCUUGACCUUGAUGCUGACUCUUCACCUAUCUACGCCCGAGAUUCAAACCCCUCCCCUCUCUACCCUGGAGACCGCCGCUCACCGCCGCUUAGUAUCUUCCCCCGAAGCUCUCCGCCGACAAAUAUAUUCGCUCCACGAGAAAGUAACUCCCCUCCCAACAACCUCUAUUCCCGCCAUUCCCCGCAGGUGUACAGCCGGAGCAGCUCCCCUCCUCGCUUCUACACCCGCAACUCCCCCCGACCCUCUCGUACCCAGACAGCAGCCCCGAAGGUCCAGAAGAAGUCAGCCCCUCAGGUCAGCCUCAGCGGCCAUCUCUGGAGCUGCCGUACAGCCUGGGGCGACCCCCGCUGGGCCCUCGGCCUAAUCACCUCCAGACCUUCUACCAGCCACCACCGAUGGCGUCCAAUGGAGAGGCAGGGUACACGCCAGAGCCCUCCUCUGAAGGAGAUGAUGGACAGAUGCAGCGGGUGACGAGCCUGUGACUAGGGCGGUGGUGAUUGGGGUAUAGAAACCAGGGAGGAGGAGGAAGAUGGUGAUAAUAACAACACAUAAUGACGAUCAAACUGAUGGAAACGAUUAUGAUUAUGUUAAUGAAGAGGUUAAUGAUGAUGGAUGAUUAACAGUGAUGCCUGUGAAAGUGAUGGCUCCUCCCUGCUUCUAUCUCCCGAUCACCACGAGACUUCCCCCCCUUUCCAUGUUUUGUUACUUUUGUAUGACUGUGAUCCAUUGAUAACUCUUCCUCCUAUUCCCCUCUCUCUUCUCUCUUUCCCCAAACCCUGCUGUGUCUUCCCAUCUCAUCGGUGCUUAUCCUUAUUGGCCUGUCGUCUAAGUUUCUAUUGCUUCAUCGGCUGGGUGUUGCCCCUCCCUGUAGCAAGCAAGCAGUGUGUCAAAGAAGCACUUGUGUGUUGCCAAAAAAUCUUUUCAAAGAACAUGUGCAUGACUUUAUAGUGGCUUUACAAGGCUACAUACUGUAGGAGGAAGUGCUGAAGUGUGCGUGACGUACGAGUGUGCGCGUAGCUUGAUGAGCACGGGUGUGCGCAAGGGAGUGUUUGUGUGUAUGUGUGUCUGAGAGAGGAAGCGAGAGAAAGGGUGUGUGUAUAUACAUCAUUCUUGUAUAAUUAAUGUAUCACAGUGAAGCAUUUUAUCUAUACCAACUGGAGGGCCUCUUAAACACAUCCCCUCCUAUUGAUUUUGAACUCUUGACCAAUCCUAUUUCACAUCAAGACCAAAACCUCUGCGCCCCGACCUGCCACUGACUGUAGGUGAUGGAACUUUUGACUGCAGAGCCAGAGAUCAUGUAAAACCUCAGAACUUUUCUGCAACUCCCCCCGAGAUCCUUGUACAUAUCGCCUCAAGUGUUCUGAUUGUCUUGUAUUGCUAUUGAAGUUCAAGUAAACGUGAAAAAAAAGGUU
Messenger RNA from Oreochromis niloticus (Nile tilapia), 7542 nucleotides. Its product is annotated as adhesion G protein-coupled receptor L1. Bases 947 to 6601 code for a protein of 1884 amino acids. NCBI's taxonomy places the organism in Eukaryota, Metazoa, Chordata, Actinopteri, Cichliformes, Cichlidae. Gene Ontology annotation, cellular component: membrane. Gene Ontology annotation, biological process: cell surface receptor signaling pathway; G protein-coupled receptor signaling pathway. Gene Ontology annotation, molecular function: carbohydrate binding; G protein-coupled receptor activity. The record is from RefSeq and is a predicted model, not a curated record. The transcript is spliced from 26 exons.